AACCUCACUGGUCACGCAUGAGGUUGGCGGGCAGCCGGUUGAGUGUCUGUUAGUUUUUAUCGUUUCCCUUCCCUGACAUUCCUCAAAUUACUUACUAAACUUUUCCCCCCCCAAACAAUUCGCUAAAUAGGCGGAGUCAUUCUCUUUCAGUUUCGUCGGCAAGCGGCAGACAGUCUGAAGUCAUGCCGUCCAGCGCCGGACCCAGCAGCCCCGCCGCUGCUCUCGCUGAGGCGCUCGACAGCUCGGCCCGGCUCGUCGACCGACACCUGCAGGAUGACCGCUGCUUCCCGGACCUGUCGGAGCUGCUCAGCGUUCCCUCACAUAAUAUACCGUCCCUCUCCGGGGUAUCGGACAUGGACUAUCCCCUCCAAGGUCCGGGUUUACUCAGCGUGCCCAACCUGCCGGAGCUCAGUGCCGUGCGCCGAGUCCCGCUCCCGCCGGAGCUGGUAGAGCAAUUCAGCCAUAUGCAGUUCAACUGCAUGAUGGGAGUUUUUCCCGAGAUUUCUCGAGCGUGGCUCACGAUUGACAACGACAUCUUCAUGUGGAAUUAUGAGGACGGGGGAGAUGUGGCUUAUUUCGACGGCCUCAUCGAAACCAUUUUGGCAGUCGGGCUGGUGAAACCAAAACAAGGGAUUUUGCAACCUCACAUUCAUUACCUGCUUGUGUUGGCCACAUCUGUGGAUGUUGUAAUCCUGGGACUGAGCUUUCCAAAGGGCCACGCUGGGCUGAAUGACAGCAUGUCGGGCGGCAUGCAGCUGCUGCCAGACCCCCUCUUCUCCAUCCCCACCGACAACACCUACAUCCUCUCGGUCACCUCCACCGACCUGGGUCGCAUCUUCAUGGCGGGCAAGGACGGCUGCCUGUACGAGAUCGCCUACCAGGCGGAGGCGGGCUGGCUGAGUCAGCGCUGCCGCAAGAUCAACCACUCCAAGAGCUCCUUGUCCUUCCUCGUACCGUCUGUGCUCCAGUUCUCCUUCUCUGAGGACGACCCAAUUGUGCAGAUUGCGGUGGACGACUCCCGCAACACGCUAUUUACACGCUCCGAGAAAGGAGUCCUACAGGUGUAUGACCUGGGCGCUGAUGGACAGUGUAUGAGUCGCGUGGCCACCAUGUCUCAAAGCAGCAUUGUUGCAGCCGCCGGAAACAUUGCCAGGACGAUAGAUCGUUCCGUCUUCAAGCCCAUCGUCCAGAUCUCUGUGAUUAGUCGAUCAGAGUCUUCUGACUGUCACCUGCUUGCUGUGACACUCGCAGGUGUGCGUCUCUACUUCAGCACUACGCCUUUUGCACCGCCGCAACAAAGGCACACGCCAGCGCGACCGUCCUUGCUCUCUCUGGUUCACGUCCGCCUACCGCCGGGCUUCUCCGCAUCCUCCACACUGCAGAAACCCGCCAAGGUCCACAAGGCGCUGCACAGUAAAGGUAUUUUGCUGAUGGCGGCUUCUGAGACGGAGGACAACGACCUCCUGUGGUGCAUCAACCAUGACUCAUUCCCCUUCAAGAAGCCCUUGAUGGAGACUCAGAUCAUGUCUAAUAUUGAUGGACACACAUGGGCUAUAAGCGGCAUCAACGAGGAAAGGCCAGCCAGGAUUUGUACUCCCCUGAACACGGACCUCAUCCCCGUCACCGAUUCGCCUGUGGUGGUGUUGCAGCACAACAUCCCCCCACAAAAAUUUGUCCUCCUUUCAGCAAAGGGGAGUCACAUCUUCCAAAAGCUGCGUCCCGUGGAUCAGCUCCGUCACCUACUGGUGAGCUGUGCAGGAGGCGAAAGCGAGGAGAUCGAGCGCUUCUUUAAGCUACACAGGGAGGAGCAGGCUUGCGCCACAGCCUUGAUCCUGGCUUGUUCCAAUGCCGCUUGUGACAGAGAAGUCUCGCAGUGGGCCACCAGAGCCUUCUUCAGAUAUGGAGGAGAAGCACAGAUGAGAUUUCCCGCAGCUAUGUCACCACCCAGCAAUGUUGGACCCAUGAUGAGCUCCCCAGCACCUGGUGAGUGCAUGCUCAAUGUGAGUGUGUGUGUGUGUGUGUGUGUGGGGGGGGACUCUCCAACCACUUCAUUGCCUGAUAUUCAAAUACUGUAUGAUUUGUUCUAUCCAAAAGGCAUUUUGCCUCCACCGCUGGCCACACCCUUUGGUCCAAUGCACUCUGGGUCUGCCCCCAUUACACCGAUGUCUGUUGGGCCAGAGGUGAUUUUCUCCGGGAAGCACAACGGCAUCUGUGUCUACUUCGCUCGCAUUCUCGGAAACAUUUGGGACGGGAGCCUAGCAGUGGAAAAAACCAUCAGCAAAGGAAAUCAGACUGUCAGUAUUUUGGGAAGCAGCGUUGCUUCGUUUCAUCUGGAGUCGGUCCUUCUAGAGCUCCACGGGUUGAAGGAGUUUCUGGACAAAAACUCUCAGUUCAGUCCAUCCUCUCUGAGCGGCUCAAGCUUCAACUCCCCUGGGAACCUGCAGCAAAGACUGCUGGGAUUUAUGCGGCCGGAUGGCGCCAGCUCUCAGCAGGUCCAGCAGGAGCUUCAGAGGAAAUAUCACACCAAGGCUCAGGUCUAUGAGAAAGUUUCCUUGCAGAGCAUCCAGGCGCUAGUACACCGCUCCUAUCAGACUCUAGCCCUCUGGAAGCUUCUCUGCGAUCAUCAGUUCAGCCUCAUAAUGUCAGAACUGCCCAAGGAGUUUCAAGAGCAGAUGAAGGGAGCGAGUUUCAAGGAUGUGGUGAUCCGGGGCAAGGAGCUGUCAGGAGCCCUGGUCACGGCGCUCAUUAACGUCUACAUUAAAGAUAACGCCUCUGUGGAUGCCAUCAGCAAUCACCUGCGGGACCUCUGCCCGCUGCUCUACAGCACCGACGACAGCGUCUGCUCCAAGGCUAACGAGUUGUUGCAGAGCUCCAAGCAGAUCCAGAGCAAAGUCGAUAAAGAGAGAACCCUGAGAGAGUCACUUCGUCUCUACCAGCAAAUCAGUCAGCACACUGACCUACCACUGGUUUGCUCCCAGUACAGACAAGUGCGUUUCUAUGAGGGUGUGCUUGAGCUGUGCCUCACGGCGGCUGACAAGAAGGACCCCCAGAGGCUGGGUCCCCAUUUUUACAAAAAUGGAGAGCCUGAGGAGGACCAGGCGGGACAGCUGGCCUUCCAGGAAAGGCUAUUGUGUUACAAAUGCAUCACGGACACUAUGCAGGAGCUGGUGAACCAAAGCAAAGCGGCCCCUCAGUCCCCCAGCGUCCCAAAACAGCCGGGGCCUCCCGUCCUCACCUCGGAUCCUAACAUGCUGAGUAAUGAGGAAGCGACAGCCCAUUUUGAGCAGAUCUUCGGUCUGGCCCAGAGGUCCCAAGACGAGCUGUUUCAUAUUGCCCUGUAUAACUGGCUCAUCCAGGCUGAUCUGGCGGACAAGCUGCUAGAGGUGAAUUCGCCAUACCUGGAAGAGCAUCUCAUGCAUAUGAUCAAGCAGGAUCAGAGCAAGGUACACAACAUGGACCUGCUGUGGCGCUACUACGAAAAGAACCGCAACUUUGGCAAAGCAGCCCACGUUCUGGCCCGCCUCGCCGACAUGCACAGCACUGAGAUCUCCCUCAAGCAGCGCCUGGAGUACUUGGCCCGGGCCAUCCUGUCUGCUAAGAGCUCCUCCUCCAUCUCCGCUCAGGCGGCAGAUGGCGAGUUCCUCCAUGAGCUGGAGGAGAAGAUGGAGCUGGUACGUAUCCAAGUCCAGAUUCAGGAGACACUGAUGCGACAGUACUCCAAUCAUCCUUCUGUGAAAAACGCCAUCUCUCAGUUGGAUUCAGAUCUCAUGGACAUCACCAAGCUCUACGGGGAAUACGCUGACCACUUCAAACUGUCCGAGUGCAAGCUGGCCAUCAUUCACUGCGCGGGACACUCUGAUCCGAUCCUGGUGCACUCGCUGUGGCAGGAAAUCAUCGAGAAAGAAUUGGCAGACACGGUGGCUAUGAGUCCAGUGGACAGGAUGAGAUCCCUCAGUUUGAAGCUGGUGUCGCUGGGCAGGAUCUAUGCGGGAACGCCGCGAUAUUUUCCAUUAGAAUUCCUGGUGAAGUAUCUGGAGCAGGAGGUGUGCCGCCUCAACUGGGACGUGGGCUUCGUCACGUCCACCAUGCAGGAGAUCGGGGUGCAGCUGCCGCGCCUUCUGGAGGUCUACGACCAGCUUUUCAAAUCCAGGGAUCCUUACUGGCAGCGUCUGAAGAAGCCUCUGCACUUGGUGGAGUGCAUCCACGUGCUUCUGUCGGGUUACGUGGACGACCCCAGUAGAGUGCCCACGUAUGACAGACGCCGCUUCACCAACGUGUGUCUGGACAACAUCUGCGGCUACUUGGUGGAGCUGCAGUCCCUCAGCCCCAACGCCACACUCCAGCACACCAUCGGCAACUUUAAGUCUCUGCAGGCCAAACUGGAUAAACUUCACUGACGUUCGCCGCGCUCCCUCUGUUGCCUUUAAUCGCUUAGCUGGUAAAUCUGUCACAUUUGUACGAUGGAGACGGGAUUCAGGUAUCAGUCAGCGUUAUACAAUACUCACAAAAGGUUAGAGGUGAAAUAGCAGAAUGAAACCUAAAUGAACAGUUGGACAUGUGAAUUCAAAAGUUUCGAGAAGGUCGAAUUGAGUUCGGCUGUAAAGUGUAUAGUGCAAUUUAGGUUCAUCCUGAAAUUUCUCCCCAAAGCCAAAGAUUCCUCACUUUUUGUGAGUAAGUAGUGUAUCUUAUUUUUUAGUAAUAUGCCAAGUAGGACUAUUCAUGACACCACAGUGCAAGGAUAUGACCGUAAGGAGACUGAAGAAGCAGGUUUAACUUAUUUAAUGCUUAAUCGUGUUCCAAAACACAACAUUGAAAAGGUUGUAAAUAUAGUACAUUUACUCCUUUGUUUUUACAAGAGGAGACAGACAGACAUCCAUCACUUUUUUUUUUCUUUUUGACAAUGUACAUAAAACCAAUUUGAAUAUUUUUAUAAUGUGUUCAUGAGGCUGUUUUUCCACUUUUCGGCACAGUUGCCUCCAGCCUUGCUAUUGCCCGCCGCGCAACUAGCUGCCUUAAAAUGGCGGCUGCGUUGUUCGCAAUGUGAUGUCGCAGAGGGACGUCACGUCUUUGUGUUCAUGCAAUUACGUUUCAUUAAAAACGGCACUCAAGGCCUUCCCGUACAGUCAUCACAAAAGGGAACACUUAAAUGGUUGUUGUCUUUUCCUUCCAAUUAGUGUAAGCGCAUUGAUAUUUUAGCCUGGUGGAAAUAAAGAAGUUUGGA
This is a messenger RNA of Phycodurus eques (leafy seadragon), 5221 nucleotides long. RefSeq names its product nucleoporin 155 (gene nup155). Bases 183 to 4397 code for a protein of 1404 amino acids. Gene Ontology annotation, cellular component: nuclear pore; nuclear pore inner ring. NCBI's taxonomy places the organism in Eukaryota, Metazoa, Chordata, Actinopteri, Syngnathiformes, Syngnathidae. Gene Ontology annotation, molecular function: protein binding; structural constituent of nuclear pore. The record is from RefSeq and is a predicted model, not a curated record. The transcript has 33 exons. Gene Ontology annotation, biological process: protein localization to nuclear inner membrane; RNA export from nucleus; transcription-dependent tethering of RNA polymerase II gene DNA at nuclear periphery.